UUUGUGUAUUAAUAUCUCCUUUGAAAAUUAAUGUAGUUUUGUAUGUACACGCCGAAUUAUUUAGAAGUACUUCCAACUUUAAAAAUCGAUUUUCAAGAGAUGGCACCAAUCAAGAAUUACUGCAUAUAACAGAUAAAAUAACCCUAUGCUCGGUUACCAAGUCGCCAUUACUGUAUGAACGAGAGAGAAGAUGGGUGUAAUUGGACAGUUCCUACUCGACAACGCUACUGUAUUAUAGGAUAGGAUGCUGUUCCAGGCAUUUAUUCUCCAAAGAUAUAGCGGAUCAGUUUAAUCAAAGUAUAGCACCUUACUAAUUUAAAAAUGAAAGUGUUUUGGUUUAUAUUGUGUUUAUUAUUGACAUUUUUUGAUUACGCGAUUGGUGCAAAAAUCCUUGCCGUUUUUCAUGCACCGAGUUUUAGUCAUUACAUUUUAGGUGUAAAGUUACUCAGAGCUGUUGCAGAAAAGGGACAUCAUGUCACCAUGAUUAGUCCGUUUCCACUAAAAAACCCGCCAAAAACAUGGAGAGAUAUCGUACUUGAAGAUCUUACAAAAGGAUUUAGUUUUGGCAAUAUUCUCAAUCUGGUCACGAUGUCCAGUUACCGAAAAGAAAUAAUGAUCAAUGCGGCUGGAUCGGAAUUGGUACAAAGAGUUGUGACACAUCCUUCAUUCAAGAACGUGAUCAAUUCAAACGAAACGUUCGAUUUGAUUGUACUUGAGAGAUUUAUGAAUGAAGCAUUAUUAGGACUUUCACAUCGAUUCAAUGCUCCUUACAUAGUACUUAGUUCGACUGGAUAUUCGAGAAGGACGAAUGAAGUGGUUGGUAAUCCUGGAUCUACUGCUUACACCCCUGAUUUAUAUUUACACUACGGCUACAACAUGACAUUAUGGCAAAGAUUCCACAACACAUUCUUUUAUUGUUUUGCAAUGUUACAUAAACAUCUUGUCGUACUUCCGAAACAUAGAAACAUCCUAAAGGAGACAUUUCCGGAUGCCCCUUCAUUGGAGGAUUUGUUUUACAACACGUCUUUAAUCCUACUGAAUGCCCAUGUCAGUGUGAAAUAUGCGGUUCCAUCUGUUCCAAAUAUGAUUGACAUCGGGGGAUUUCAUGUUAGUCCUCCGAAACCAUUAUCCGAAGAACUUAAAAAGUAUAUGGAUGAUGCCUCCGAUGGUGUUAUUUAUUUCAGCUUAGGGUCAAUAUUUCUGUCGAAAGAUAUGGCACCAGAAAUAAGAAAUACUAUUUUACGGGUAUUUUCGAAACUUAAACAGAAAGUUGUUUGGAAAUGGGAAGACGAAAAUAGUACAUUUUCCAAACCACCUAAUGUGAGAUUUGAAAAAUGGGUUUCACAGCAAGAUAUAUUAGCACAUCCAAAUUUAAAAUUAUUUAUUACUCAUGGAGGUUUACUUAGUAACAUUGAAGCAAUUUACCAUGGUGUACCCCUUCUGGUCAUACCAAUCUUUGCGGAGCAGUUUAUGAACGCUGCAGAUAUUGAAUCGUUGGGCUAUGGUUUAAAACUUUACUAUGCGGAUAUAACUGAGGAGAACUUCAGUUAUCUUGUAAAUGAAUUAUUGAAUAAUACAAGAUACAAAGAAAACAUAAAACUUCGAUCAAAAAUUCUCCACGACCAAGAGACAAAACCCAUGGACAGAGCUUUAUGGUGGAUUGAGUAUGUUAUUAGGCAUAAAGGGGCGCCACAUUUGAAAUCUGUUACCCUAAAUUUAAAAUGGUAUCAAUAUUUUCUGUUGGACGUUCUUGCGCUUGCUAUUGUUAUAAUUGUAUUUACAGUUGCUGUUACAGUAAUAUGUCUAAAAAGAAUGUUUAUAAAAAGACAAAAACCGAAAACUGAUUGAAAAGCAGAUACUUAUAAGUACACAGUUUAAUAUUCCUUUUUGUUUGCGAUUACCGACUGACAGAUUUUUCUGAGGAUUAAUUUGAGAAUAUUCUAAUGAAGCUAAAAUUUGACCUCUUGUAAUGAAGGCUAUUGUUUUUAUUUUAGUAGAGCAAGAAAAAUUCAUUGAUUCUUUCAAUUGAGAACAUGACUUUAUUUAAAUACAAGGUUUAGUUUUACGAUAUCAAAAAUAAAUAAGUGUAACUGUGUUAUUUAUUUUACGUUUGUUAUAUGUAUAUUCCAUACAGUGAAAUAGUUAUAAUACCUACACAAUUUUUGUUCUACUUUUUAUCGAAUGCAUAGCCA
Agrilus planipennis (emerald ash borer) is the source of this 2192-nucleotide messenger RNA. Its product is annotated as UDP-glucuronosyltransferase 2B15-like. Gene Ontology annotation, molecular function: UDP-glycosyltransferase activity. The transcript has 5 exons. The record is from RefSeq and is a predicted model, not a curated record. Bases 322 to 1848 code for a protein of 508 amino acids. Lineage: Eukaryota; Metazoa; Arthropoda; Insecta; Coleoptera; Buprestidae.